GGGCAAUUGUGCGUAAAUUGUGUUCUAGCGUGGGAAAUACCCACGCAAAGCAUUUGUAACAUGGAAGAUGAAGGAACAGAAAAUUCCAACCACUCUACUGAAGAAGAAGUUGAAUUUCAAGAGAAAACAGAAGUAAAUAAUACACAAAAAUCUGCAAGUGUUUCAUCACAAGUGCCUUCAACAUCUCAUGCACGUCCAACAAGUCCAGCUGCCUUCAAGCCUGCCUCAAAUAAAAGAAGUAAGACUUCUAAACAAAAUAAGACCCAAACAGACUUCAUGAAUUACUGCAAGAAUCAGCUUGAAAGCAAAAAUGAAAUUGAUGAAUUUGAUGCAGCCGCAAUUUCGUGGGCGAAAAAAAUUAAAAAGAUGAAUCCAACUCAGGCUAUUUAUGCAGAUAUGCUUAACAAUCAAGUUGUAAAUAAAGGAUUAUUAAACCAAUUAACCGAGACAACGAUAAUUAUGCAAGAAUCACCAGUUCCACUUCCACUUUUCUCACCGCCUAGCCCAUAUAGUGUUGCUUCUUCAAAUUCUUCAUUACAUCGUCCAGAAAGAACAUCUCAAUUACAUGCUUUAGAUUCAGCAAGUAUAACAGCUUACUAUGAGCAAGCUAGUCAGGAUUUUAGUAAUUAA
Messenger RNA from Acanthoscelides obtectus, 630 nucleotides. The record is from the annotation of a GenBank genome assembly. NCBI's taxonomy places the organism in Eukaryota, Metazoa, Arthropoda, Insecta, Coleoptera, Chrysomelidae.